GCAGGAGAAGUCCUUUUCUCCUUUUAGAAUUAAGAAAAAAAGAAAUAAACCAUCUACACGCCCCUCUUCUUUCAUUCAUUAUAAUAAGAUAUACUCUUAUUUUAGCAUCCCGGUUGCGUUCCUUUGAUCAAAAACGAUAACGCAGUUAUAGUACCCCCACCCCGGGGUCUCACAUUUCAUUCUCCAUCACUCGAUCAGAAUUAUCAUGGAUUUAGAGUGUGGAUCAAAGCACAGCGAUGCCUACGAUGAACUUAUUGCUCGUGUGGUAGAAGAUUUAUUCUCUUAUAACGACACUCGACAAAAACGCAUUCUCGAUCAUUACUAUUUCCACGAUGCUACGUUUGAAUCCCCACUCUUGGCCACUAACGGUGUAUAUAAUAUUCGACACGUGUUGCUUCUUUGGAAAGCAUUAAACAGAACCCCACCAACUGUUACCAACAUCUGCUUUAAUGGUCAAACAUGUGUCGCGUACCUAACUCAGAACUUGUGCCCCAGGUUGUUUCCCUUUGUACAACUCCAGCUGCCUGUCAUUGUCACACUCAACUUUGAAGAAACCGAUGUCGAUAGUGGGUUAUUAAAGAUUGCGUAUCAUAAAGAGAGUUGGACAUUAGAAGGCUUACUACAAGCAGUUCCUAUUCUAUCUUACUGGUACGACAAUGUUGUGAGGGUCUUGAUGGGCAGAAUGAUUUCUUCGACGGGUGGCGUGGUUUACUCGGCAGCAGAGACAAUGCAUCUUUUGGAUUCUGUAUCGGCGUCAACGGCGGCAGCAGCAGCAGCAGCAACAACAACAACUUCAUCAUCUGCGGCAGGAGGACAAAAGGCAGGAGGAUCCUCAUCUUUAUCAUCUUCCUCUGAAUCAUCAUCCACAACAUCACUUCAAGAACCGAAUGGACACAUAUACAAGUCGAUGGCACGAGAAAAGUGGCAGAAAUAGAAUAUAUCCAAGCAUCCAGUUUAAACAAGAGAACACUGAAUCGUACUGUAUACCAACAUUAUCUCCAUAUCAUUAUUCCCCAACGUGCGUGUUUUAUUGUACAUUGUUAAAACUAUAAAGUAUGUGUAUAAUCCCCAUCCCGCUAGUUUUUUUGUAGAGAAUCAUUUACCUUUAUACUAUAUUAUUAUAUAAUCAUUCGCUUUUCUUUAACAGAAUCAACCUCUUCCAAG
Messenger RNA from Zychaea mexicana, 1164 nucleotides. RefSeq lists its product as uncharacterized. The coding region runs from base 206 to 934 and encodes 242 amino acids. The record is from RefSeq and is a predicted model, not a curated record. The transcript is spliced from 4 exons. Lineage: Eukaryota; Fungi; Mucoromycota; Mucoromycetes; Mucorales; Lichtheimiaceae.